Messenger RNA from Racocetra persica, 299 nucleotides. Lineage: Eukaryota; Fungi; Glomeromycota; Glomeromycetes; Diversisporales; Gigasporaceae. The record is from the annotation of a GenBank genome assembly.
AUGCAAUUCAGUUCAGAAAACCCUUAUGUUUCAGAUAUAGUUCUAGAAAGUACUGAUAAAAGCUCUACAGAAAUACAAGAAAUACUACAACCAGUAAUAGAGACAACUAUGGCAGAGACAAUCCAGACAGGAGAAUUCAAUCCUACAGAAGCAAUGGCAGAAACAAAUGAGAUGGAAACAACUGAAAACAAACCAGAAGCCAUAAAUAUAUCUACAAAUGAUGAUUUAGCAACAGAUAUAGAAACAGAUUUUAUAUCCCACAAGGAAAUAAACAACAAUGCCGAAAAAAAUUUACUCUA